AUGGGCAAACAAAGCACCGUCAUCUCCUCGUCCUUCCCGAAUUCCUCUCCCUCCCUUUCCCGCUCUGAGAUUAUCCAUUCCACCCUCUCGAACCUCACCCACACCGACUCUAUAACCCGGUGUUAUAUAAAAUCAGCCAUAAUCGACAAGAACAACAACAGUAGCAAAGACAGCCUAGAAGCCGUCGCAGAGGAUGGUCCCAGUUCUAGCUCUAGAUCCAGAUCCAGCUCCAACUUUUCAACGCCAUCAAGCACAGGCAUCCACCUCAAGCGAUGCAAGAUCACCGCAUCAACACUGAGCAACGCCUCCCUCCGGCGAUGCAAAAUUGCCUAUAGCACAUUGAGAGACAUCCCCUCCGCCCACCGGACGGACGUCUCAAAGAGCACGCUCGAUAACGUCUCUUCUCUCCGGCGUGUGUCAGUGUCGAACAGCACCGUCGCGAAUGGGAGUGCGCUGUCGCGGUGUAAAGCCAAGGAUAGCGUUGUGAGCAGCAGCGCCGUGUAUAAGGGGUCGAUUGAGAAGAGCCAUGUUGCGGGGAGUCGUCUGCGGAAGACCAAGUUGAAGGAGUGUGAUGUGAGGGACUGUGUGAUUGUGAAUACGGACUUUCGGGGGAUGGUGUUGCGGAAUGGGGUUUGGAAGGAUGGGGUGCUUGUUGGGUGUUUUGGGGGGAGGGAGGAUGUUGUUGUUAAUGGGAAGAAGAUAGAUAUGCCGGUGAAGAAUGAAAAGGAGAAGGAGAAGAAGAAUGAGGUUCCUGAGAAGUGGAUGGAAGGGAUGGAGGACUCUGAGAUGGAGAGCAGUGGCAGCGAUAGUGAGAGUGAGGAGGAUCUUCCACCACCGUACACUCCUUGA
Molecule: messenger RNA, 849 nt
Organism: Aspergillus puulaauensis
Lineage: Eukaryota; Fungi; Ascomycota; Eurotiomycetes; Eurotiales; Aspergillaceae
Exons: 2
Coding region: 1-849 (282 amino acids)
Source: RefSeq, a predicted model, not a curated record